AAAGCAUGUUUUUUGAAUCCGUCGAUGUUGCAGCUAGUGGCCAGGUUUCGCUAGUGUUGCGGUGAUUGGGAGUUAAGACUCAAAACAUUAUUUUUAAGUUUAUUAGUGGAAUAUGUUACCAAGAGUGAUUAGUGCUUCUAGGUUUGAAGUCGCAAAUAAUUCACACGGCAUGUGAGAUCUCUCCAGUUUUUACUCCCACUUGUGCCGAAAUGACCAUCAAAAAAGUGUGCUGUCUUGGGGCGGGCUAUGUGGGUGGGCCCACGUGCUCAAUCAUGGCCUACAAAUGUCCGGAUAUACAAGUUAUUGUGGUUGAUAAGUCAAAACAACGGAUAGAUGAGUGGAAUUCUGACGUUUUGCCCAUCUACGAACCUGGUUUGGAUGAAGUGGUCAAGCAAUGUCGAGGAAAGAAUCUUCAUUUUUCCACCGAAAUUGAAACAGCCAUCAAAGAAGCUGAUCUGAUUUUCAUUUCGGUGAACACACCCACCAAAACUUUUGGUUAUGGCAAGGGAAAAGCGGCGGAUUUAAAGUAUGUAGAAUUAGCUGCUCGCGAUAUUGUGGAAACCGUAGAAUCUGGAUUCAAGAUUGUGGUCGAAAAGUCGACUGUUCCCGUUAAAGCCGCCGAGAGUAUUAGCACAAUUUUGCACUCGAAGCAAAAAGCUGGCGUGGAAUUUCAAGUAUUAUCCAAUCCGGAAUUUCUGGCCGAAGGUAGCGCCAUCACCGAUUUGUUGCAUGCCGAACGAGUAUUGAUUGGUGGUGAACAAAGUCCUAAGGGCAAGUUGGCCAUUGGGGCUUUGUCCUGGAUUUAUCAGCAUUGGAUCCCUGAAGAGAAGAUCCUGACAAUGGACACGUGGUCCUCCGAGCUCUCGAAGUUGGCAGCUAACGCGUUUUUAGCUCAGCGUAUUUCUAGUAUCAACGCCUUGACUCCUCUUUGCGAGGAAACUGGUGCCGAUGUCAGUGAGGUGGCCAAAGCUAUCGGCAAGGAUUCCCGCAUUGGAUCCAAAUUCCUCCAGGCCUCGGUGGGAUUUGGAGGUUCGUGCUUUCAGAAAGACAUUCUGAAUCUGGUAUACAUCUGUGAGAGUUUAGGUCUGCAAGAGGUGGCAGCCUACUGGAAUAGCGUAAUCGUUAUCAAUGACUACCAGAAAAGACGGUUCUCUCUCAGGAUCGUGCAUCGUUUAUUCAACACGGUCACGGAUAAACGCAUAUCCAUCUUAGGGUUUGCCUUUAAAAAGAAUACAGGUGAUACCCGUGAAUCCGCUGCCAUUCAUUUGAGCAAGCAUUUAAUGGACGAAAAUGCAAAACUGGCCAUUUACGAUCCAAAGGUGGAUAAACAACAAAUUUUGGACGAUUUGAGUCAUCCAUACAUAAGCGAAGAUCCUAGUCGAGUGGCAAGAUUAGUGACAAUUCACCAGUCCGCCUAUGAGGCUGGCCAAGGAUCACACGCACUGGUGAUCUGCACAGAAUGGGACGAGUUCGUCAAAUUAGAUUUCCGCAGGAUGUACGAAAUCAUGGAAAAGCCAGCCUUCGUCUUUGACGGACGGAAGAUUUUGGAUCAUGAGGCCCUCAUUUCUAUAGGAUUCGAGGUGGAAACCAUUGGGAAACGAUUCAACCAGAGUGCCAACCGAUUGGACGACUUUUGACUGACUUUUUCCGGAUACUGCUAUUAUCUUUGGCAAUGCGGCCAAUGUAUUGAAGCUUUACCAAGUGUGUUAAGAAUAAAGUUUUCAUUGAUAAUGAGA
Tigriopus californicus is the source of this 1736-nucleotide messenger RNA. RefSeq names its product UDP-glucose 6-dehydrogenase-like (gene sgl). NCBI's taxonomy places the organism in Eukaryota, Metazoa, Arthropoda, Copepoda, Harpacticoida, Harpacticidae. Gene Ontology annotation, molecular function: UDP-glucose 6-dehydrogenase activity; NAD binding. The record is from RefSeq and is a predicted model, not a curated record. Gene Ontology annotation, biological process: glycosaminoglycan biosynthetic process. The coding region runs from base 210 to 1637 and encodes 475 amino acids. The transcript has 8 exons. Gene Ontology annotation, cellular component: nucleus; cytosol.